AUGACCACUCGCUAUCGUGUCGAAUAUGCCCUCAAGACUCAUCGCCGCGAUCAACUGAUCGAAUGGAUCAAGGGUCUCCUCGCAGUCCCCUUUGUGCUGCAUUCCCAACCCACAGCCAUUUCUCAAGAAUCCAGCGAGCGGCUCAAUACCGUUGCGGCUGAUACUCACCUACGCUAUGCCGAGAUUAUGCGCGAUGUCGAAAACCUGAUCCUUGAUCAUAUCGAACAUCACGAACGCAAUGCCCCCGGCAAAUCCAAGCUAAAGCUCCUAGUUCCUUCAGUUGGGUUCUUUUUCACCCGGCUCCAUCUCGAAGACGCCUUCAAGUACCAAGAUCAACGCCGCUUCAUCAGCCGCCGACGCUUCGUAGCACCCUCCUUCAACGACAUCCGCCUAAUCCUAAACUCCGCCCAACUACAGGGUCUCGUGCGAUCCAGCGAGGUCCAGCUCGUCACCUUCGACGGAGAUGUAACCCUCUACGACGACGGUGCCUGCCUGACGGCCGAUAACCCCGUCAUCCCCCGGAUCAUGCGUCUUCUCCAGCAAGGGCGCAAAGUAGGUAUUGUCACCGCGGCCGGGUACGAAGAGGCUCCGAAGUAUUAUGGCCGCCUACAGGGACUCUUGGAUGCGGUGUAUGAGUCGACUAGCUUGACUCCCGCCCAAAAGCAAGGUAUCAUUGUCAUGGGCGGCGAGAGUAAUUUCCUAUUCCGCUUUGACCCGGACUCGGACGUUCGAUUGACUUACGUGCCUCGUGAUGAAUGGCUACUUGAUGAGAUGCGCGCUUGGAGGGACGAUGAUAUCAAGGAGCUUCUUGAUCUCGCCGAGUCGGCUCUGCGAGCUUGUGCGACUAAUCUCAGUUUACCAGCUGCCGUGCUGCGAAAGGAUCGCGCUGUUGGUGUCUAUCCAGUAAAUGGAGUUCGCAUUAAUCGCGAACAACUCGAGGAGACUGUCCUCGUCGUUCAGAAUACCGUAGAGAGAUCCGCAGUUGGCUCGCGACUUCCAUUCUGCGCGUUCAACGGCGGAAAUGACGUCUUCGUCGAUAUCGGCGACAAAUCCUGGGGUGUCCGAGCCUGUCAGCGCUACUUUGGCGGCAUCGAUCCGUCCAAGACACUGCACAUCGGUGAUCAAUUCCUAUCAGCAGGUGCCAAUGACUUUAAGGCCCGUCUAGCUUCUACGACUGCUUGGAUUGCCAAUCCGGCGGAGACAGUGGAUCUCUUGGAUGAGUUGGAAGGGGCAGUCAACCCAUCCAAAUAA
Penicillium cataractarum is the source of this 1251-nucleotide messenger RNA. It is a transcript of the gene isn1, whose product is annotated as IMP 5'-nucleotidase ISN1. Gene Ontology annotation, molecular function: magnesium ion binding. The transcript has 8 exons. The coding region runs from base 1 to 1251 and encodes 416 amino acids. The record is from RefSeq and is a predicted model, not a curated record. Lineage: Eukaryota; Fungi; Ascomycota; Eurotiomycetes; Eurotiales; Aspergillaceae. Gene Ontology annotation, biological process: nucleotide metabolic process; nicotinamide riboside biosynthetic process; nicotinic acid riboside biosynthetic process.